Prunus armeniaca (apricot) is the source of this 321-nucleotide messenger RNA. Lineage: Eukaryota; Viridiplantae; Streptophyta; Magnoliopsida; Rosales; Rosaceae. The record is from the annotation of a GenBank genome assembly.
AUGGAUCCCAAUCCAUUCCCUCCACCUGCAAGGAGAGGCAGAGGGGGAAACUACCAUUUUGCUAACAAUUACAGGAACAAGGCGGGGGCAAACUGGAGGAAUCACCCAAAUCUGGAAGAGCAGGAAGAACACAGGGAAGAAGUUCUGCCCAUAUCAUGUAGGGCGGAACCCAUGAUUGAUUACACCCAACCAGAACAAGGGCAAUAUAGACACCCCACAAGAUGCCCAAGUCAGAAUAACUCAAGGGCAGAUGGCACAAUUCUUGGAAUCAUUCUACCAAUAGUUGUGUUGUUUUCAGAGACGUCAUACAGGAAGGGAUAA